Messenger RNA from Pocillopora meandrina, 3231 nucleotides. The record is from the annotation of a GenBank genome assembly. NCBI's taxonomy places the organism in Eukaryota, Metazoa, Cnidaria, Anthozoa, Scleractinia, Pocilloporidae.
AUGGAAAACAUAGGAGAAGACAUAAUUGCUAUGGCUUUACCUGUUGCACUGUUCUUGCUGAACACGAAUCGUGUUCAAAAAGCUAUCGAGUGUUGCAAAGAAAGCUUGUUUUUGAUGAAUUGCAACACAGAAGAGAAUGACUUGCAAUCUAUGAAACUGCAUCUCUUGGAGUUCUAUUUUAUUCUUUUCCGCGCUUACCUUCGUAUCUCUGACUACAUAAAUGCGGAGAGAUGUUGCCGUGAAUUGCUAGUCCUCUCCCACGAGUCUGGUGCCUUACUGAUAGAAGGAGUUUUAAGCAUGGUUUUGGCAAAUAGAUGUGAGAUUCAGUGUAAGUUUACAGAAGCCACACAACUUUACAAUAAAGCGAUUAACAUACGGGCUACAACAGGGGAUAAAAAAGGAGAAGUAAACGCCUAUGUAAGAAUUGGAGCUAUGUUUCAUAAACUUGGUGAAUACGUAAAGGCGAAAGAGUAUUACGAGAGAGCUCUUCAUAUCACAAUUCAAAUUUGCGACAGAGAUGGAGAAGCAUUAUCGUACGUAAACUUAGGAGCUGUGUUUCACUCACUUAAGGAAUAUUUGAAAGCGAAAGAAUAUGUUGAGAGAGCCCUUGCCAUCAGAAUUGAAAUGGACAACAGACUAGAACAAGCGACAUGUUACGGAAACUUAGGAGCUGUGUUUAUGGGCCUUAGGCAAUUCGUCAAGGCUAAAGAGUAUCUCGAAAAAGCCCUUGCUAUGAGGACUGAAAUUGGUGACAGACUAGGAGAAGCAGUAGAUUACGAAAACUUAGGGCACGUAAAUUUUUUGCUUAGACAAUACUUCAAAGCCAAAGAGUAUUUCGAAAAAGCGCUGGUCAUAAGAGCAGAAAUUGGCGACAGAACAGGGGAAGCAGAAGGUUUCCUAAACUUAGGAAUUAUGUUUGAGUCGCUUUGGCAGCCAGUCGAGGCUAAAAAGUAUUUCGAAAAAGCUCUUACCCUCAAUAAUGAAAUUGGCAACAGAAAAGGACAAGCAAAAUGUUACGAAUGCAUAGGAACUAUGUUUAUGUCGUUUGGGGAGUACGUCAAGGCUAAAGUGAAUCUCGAAACGGCGCUUGCCAUCGCAACUGAAAUUGGCUACAGAGAAGGAGAAGCGCUCUGUUACAAAGGCUUAGGAGAUGUGCUUUGUCAGUCGGUUGGGGAUUAUAUCAAGGCGAAGGACCAUAUGGAGAGAGCCCUUGCCAUCACAACUGAAAUUGGCGACAGAGAAGGAGAAGUAUCGUGCUACAGAGGCUUAGGAAAAGUGCUUUCUUGCCUUGGGGAUUAUAACAGGGCGAAAGAGUGUGACGAGAGAGCCCUUGCCAUCACUAUUGAAAUUGGCGACAGAGCAGGAGAAGCGUCAUGUUACGCUGGGCUAGGAAGUGUGUUUAAGUCGCUUGGUGAAAACGUCAAAGCGAAAGAGUAUACUGAGAGAGCCCUUGCCAUCACAAUUGAAAUUGGCAACAGAAGGGUAGAGAUGGAAUGUUAUGGAAUCUUAGGAAAUAUAUUUUCUUCCCUUGGACAAUACGUCGAGGCUAAAGAGUAUUUCAGAAACGCGCUUCGCAUUAGCAUUGAAAUUGGUGACAGAGAAGGAGAAGCAAAAUCCUAUGCGAACUUAGGACAUUUAUUUACGAUGCUUGAUCACCAAAUUGCGGAAGUAUGUUUAGAGAGGGCACUUUACUUAUCCAGCACUAUGAAAUUAAGUUACCUUGAGUUGCAAGUCUUCUUCGGUUACUCGAUAUUAUUUUUACAACAAAACAAACUCGAAGAAGCUCUUUGUUAUCUACAUCAGAACAUUUGUAAAUUCGAAGAGCAAAGAAAUCUUCUUGGAAUCAACGAUCAGCUUAAAACAUUAUUUUUGGAGGCGAGAGGUGCGUCUCCCUACAAGCUGCUGAGUUGGUUGCUCUGUGUAACCAGGAAUCCUCGUCAUGCUCUUUACGUUGAGGAGUUGGGUCGAGCAAGAGGCCUAUCAGACUUGAUGGCAGAGAAGUACUCAGUUGAAACGCACAUUUCUGCCAAUCCACAAUCUUGGUCUGGCAUUGGAGACAUCUUGAAGAAGGAAAAUAACUCUACUUGUUUGUACAUUUCUUUUUUUAAAGAUGUUGUGCAAUUAUGGAUCAUGAAAUCAAGUGAUGUCAUCUUUUACAGGGAAAUUCCAGUGAGAGAAAAUUUCGUUCUAGCUGGGUUGACCAAGAAUUUGUCUUUGGGUAAAAUUUUGGUUGACAGUUUCCAUAGUUUUGGUUGUUUGCCCAUGGAAGAGUGCGAAGAUCGUUCUUUACAAGUGGGUGAGCCGCAACCUAUUUCACUAGAGCAGAGGAGCUCCAAAGCAUCACGACUUCUAGAGGAAGACGACAACGAGGAGGAAAUUUCAAGUAUAUUCUUGUGUUACAAAAUCUUUAUUGCCCCAAUUUACCAUUUACUUGAAGACCCAGAAGUCAUUAUCGUUCCUCAUAGUAGCUUGUACAAAGUUCCAUUUGCAGCCCUAAAAGAAAAGGAUGGAGCCGCAUACUUCUCGGAGAGUCAUAGGAUCCGCGUUGUUCCUUCUUUGACAACACUUAAGCUCAUUCAAGACAGUCCGGUAGACUAUCACAGCAACAGUGGCGCACUGAUAGUAGGUAAUCCCAAGGUUAGUUGGCUGUCGCCACUGCCAUGGGCUAGAAAAGAAGCAGAGAUGGUUGGAAGACUGGUGGGCACUGCACCUCUGGUAGGAGAGAGCGCAACGAAGCAGGCUGUACUUGAACAGAUAACUUCAGUCAGCCUGAUACAUUUUGCAGCCCAUGGUGAUGCCGAAAGAGGAGAAAUUGCCCUCUCCCCUAAUCAAACCUCCGACAAUCCAAAGAUUAUUCCGCCAAAGGAAGCCUAUAUGCUGACGAUGGGUGAUGUUUCACGAGUAAAAGUCAGAGCUAAACUGGUGGUACUCAGCUGUUGUCACAGUGCAAAUGGACAGAUCCGAGCCGAGGGAGUUAUCGGAAUCGCCCGGGCGUUCCAAGCUUCCGGUGCUCGGUCGGUGUUGGCUGCGCUGUGGGCCAUUCCAGACUCAGCAACAGAGAAGCUCAUGCGUCGGUUCUACGAACAUCUUGCUGGUGGAGAAAGUGCCAGUGAAUCUCUUCACCAGGCCAUGAAGUGGAUGAGGAAUAACGGUUUCACCAUGGAGUCUGACUGGGCUUCAUUUAUGCUGAUUGGAGAUGACGUGAAGUUGGAGUUUGGCAAACAGAGGUAA